Molecule: messenger RNA, 4237 nt
Organism: Carassius carassius (crucian carp)
Lineage: Eukaryota; Metazoa; Chordata; Actinopteri; Cypriniformes; Cyprinidae
Gene: osbp2b
Product: oxysterol binding protein 2b
Exons: 15
Coding region: 148-2607 (819 amino acids)
Cellular component (GO): membrane; cytosol; intracellular membrane-bounded organelle
Molecular function (GO): cholesterol binding
Source: RefSeq, a predicted model, not a curated record
GGUCGUCGCUCAUGCUCUCCAACUCGCUGGUUUUCAUCUCUCUGUCAUCGGGGAGAGAAAGAGGGGGGAGUGCGCUGUUUCUCUAUCCCUGCCCCAGACCCUCCUCCUCUGGUAGCCCGUCCAUCUCAGAAUAUCGGCGGUGAGUUUAUGGGGAGAGUGGCCGCUCCCUGCAGCGGCCCCGGCAGGAUCGUGUCCUUUCUCACCGCAGUUCCGUGCUUAUUGUGCAAACAGCGGCGGCGGCGGCAUCAUCAUCAGUCUGUGGCAGUGGACCGGGGCAGGAGGAGCAUGAGCGAGCAGGGCAAGAGUGCCGCGUCCACGCCAGCGAGCGGGACACCAGCCCCGGGCUCGGACACCUACAAAGGCUGGCUCUUUAAAUGGACUAACUACAUCAAAGGUUACCAGCGCAGAUGGUUCGUGCUCAGCAACGGGCUGCUCUCCUAUUACAGGACACAGGCAGAGAUGGCCCAUACGUGCCGUGGCACCAUCAACCUGGCCACGGCGCACAUCGACACCGAAGACGCCUGCAAUAUUGUUCUGAGCAGUGGGGGGCGCACGUACCAUCUGAAAGCCAGCACAGAGGUAGAGAGGCAGAGAUGGGUCACAGCACUGGAGCUGGCCAAGGCCAAAGCCAUCCGAAUGAUGAACGAUCAGUCCGACAAUGGCUCCACAGCCCCGCUAACACACUGUUAUCAGUCUGAUGACUCUGCGGACGAGGAGCCCACAACUCAGUCAGACCAAAGUGAGAUCCAGGGUACUCUCAAGACUCUGGCCAGUAAGUUGGAUGACUUGAGCACGUGCAAUGAUCUGAUAGCCAAGCAUGGUGCGGCUCUGCAGCGGUCUCUGAGUGAGCUCGAGACCUUACGUGUGCCUCUGGAGGGAGGAGAGAAAAUCAAGGCUGUCAACGAGAGAGCCACCCUCUUUCGCAUCACUUCCAAUGCUAUGAUCAAUGCGUGUCGAGAUUUCUUGGAGCUUGCAGAGAGCCACAGCCGCAGAUGGCAGCGAGUACUUCAGCAUGAGCGAGAGCAGCGCACACACCUGGAGGAGACCAUUGAGCAACUAGCCAAGCAGCACAACAGCCUGGAACGAGCCUGGAGAGAGGCUCCCGCGCACGCUGUCAACACACCCAAUACACCCACCACCAACACGGGAGUGAGUGAAAGGCCCAGGAAAGAGGAAGCGAGUGAUGAAGAUGAGGAUACGGAGUAUUUUGAUGCCAUGGAAGACUCACCUGCUUUUAUAACAGUGACUGCCACAGACCCCUCUCACCACAGACGUUCUCAGAGUAAUCUCAGUGGUGCUAGUGGAGGACAGCCCAGUGACUGGAACCAGGAAGACAAUGGUUCUGUGAGCAGUAAUGAAUUUUCAGGGAAAGAGCUGCAGCCUCACAGGAAGAGGCGGACCCAGAUCCCAGAGAAGCCCAACUAUUCGCUCAAUCUGUGGAGCAUCAUGAAGAAUUGCAUUGGCAAAGAACUCUCUAAGAUCCCAAUGCCUGUGAACUUCAACGAGCCCCUGUCCAUGCUGCAGCGCUUGACGGAAGAUUUGGAGUACCACGAGCUGCUGGAUAAGGCGGCGCGCUGUGAGAACUCUCUGGAGCAGAUGUGUCUGGUCGCAGCCUUCUCCGUCUCUUCAUACUCCACCACAGUGCACCGGACAGCCAAGCCCUUCAACCCUCUCCUGGGAGAGACCUACGAACUGGACCGCCUGGAAGAAUUCGGCUAUCGUUCCCUCUGUGAACAGGUCAGUCAUCAUCCGCCGGCAGCCGCUCAUCAUGUGAUGUCACAGCGAGGCUGGACCCUGUGGCAGGAAAUCACCAUCGCUAGCAAGUUCCGUGGCAAAUACCUCUCCAUCAUGCCUCUGGGUGCGAUCCACCUACAGUUUCAUGCGAGUGGAAACCACUAUGUGUGGCGUAAAGUCACGUCCACCGUGCACAACAUCAUUGUGGGCAAACUGUGGAUUGAUCAGUCAGGAGAUAUAGACAUAGUCAACCACAGGACCAAAGAGACCUGUCAGCUCAAGUUCUCUCCGUACAGUUACUUUUCAAGGGAAGUCCCACGAAAGGUCACAGGGGUGGUGAAGGACAGUGAAGGCCAGGCCCACUACAUCCUGUCAGGUACAUGGGAUGACAAGAUGGAGAGCGCCAAGAUCGUGCAGAGUAGCAGAGGAAGCAGCAGCUCUGAGGGCAAACAUAAGACUGUCUAUCAGACGCUCACACCCAAACUGCUGUGGAAGAAAUACCCUCUACCAGAGAAUGCUGAGAACAUGUACUGUUUCUCCUCUCUGGCUUUGACCCUGAACGAGGAAGAGGAGGGUGUGUGUUGGACGGACAGCAGGCUGAGGCCGGACCAGCAGCUGAUGGAAGCGGGACGCUGGGACGAGGCCAACGUAGAGAAACAGAGGCUGGAGGAAAAACAGAGAGCCACGAGGAGGAGGAGAGAAGCUGAGGCCUCGAAGGCCAUCGAUGAAGGACAGGACUUUGAAGGCUACAUACCGCUGUGGUUCCACCAGAGGACGGAUAAACUGACGGGAGAGACUACUUACGUUUAUAAGGGGGGUUACUGGGAGGCCAAAGAAAGACAAGACUGGAAUAUGAGUCCUGAUAUCUUUUGAACAUGCAAAACAAUUGACUGACUCUUCAGACAGACAAGAGGAAUAAACCCUCUACAUGGACUCAUCAUGGCCUUGUGUGUGUGUGUGUGUGUGUUUAAGUGUGUGUUUGCAGCCCAAUGAUAUAUAUCUUUGCCCGAAUCUUAAACAGACUACUAAAAUGGGAAAACAGAAGGAUGUUCUCUCUGAAGUUCACCUCAAAGACGAGUGUGUGGGAGAAAUGCGCAGUUGAACUCUUAGCCAAAUGCCGCCCCAGUUUAUCUUCCAAAGCAAAUCAGGUUCUUUUUAUUGAGUACAACCCCGUGAGAAAUGCACUUUCCGCUCUUCCCAGCAGUGAAGUACACUGGACUCAGUCUGUUUAUCAAAGAUGUUCCUCCCCGUCCCAUGCUGGCCUGGACCGCACAUGAAGAAACUCACAUAUGAAGGAGAGACUCGCUCGACUUAACACGACGCAGUACUUCUUUUAGUUUCAUAUCAAUAACAGUACCAUAUUUGGGCAAGGGAAGUUCUUGUAUUUGAAUAUUCCAGGAGCACAAUCAGGCUCUCUUAUUGGACACACAGCUGAAGACUUUCUCACUGGCUCCACCCACUUUGCAUAGCAAAUGACAGUAAAGUUUCAUCUCAUGUCUUCAGUUAACCAAUGAGCUUCAGGCAAGCAUUAAAAGAGCCCUUGUGUCUGUUGUAUUGGACAGUGUAGGUAUUCGGACACAAAUGUGUUUUACACCCGUGAAUUGUAAUGCACAUGAAUUAGCUGCUUCCUGCAUUGGCUCAGUGGAGCCCCCAGUGGUCAUUAUCUUGUUACUGUGACAGUCACAGUACUCUGCAUAUCAAUGCAAUUUAAAAAUAUAUACUUUUUUGUACAAUCAGGAUAUUAAAUGAAUGAAUGAAUGAACGAUCAACUAAUAAAAGUAAACAAGUCACCCGCUUGACUCACUAAGAGGACAUAGCAAACAAUCAGAAUACAAAGUGUGAUACUGAAAACACAAGCAAACAGCUUGCUGACCUUGUUUUGUGUUCAUAGCAUGCUUGUAUUUAUUAGCAGUAGAGAAUGUGGUUUAAAACACCCACGAUUAAGGGGAUUGCUGUAUUUCACAGUACAUUAUAGUGAUAGAAGUACAUUGUAGUACAGUACUUUGUGACAGAAAUACCGAUUUAAAAUGUCUUCUUAAGGUAAAUCAUCAGGACUCAGGAGUGAUUAAAAAAAAGGAUUUCUGUUGUUUUGCAGAGCACUUUGAAACACUAGCCCCCAAGCUGUAUAACAGAAACAAAUCUACAGUAUUUCUUUUAUGUUUAGCAAGUUCUAAAGCAGUGAUUCAGACCUGACAUCACUGGAGAUCAGAAUUGCUAUCAAAGUCUAGAAUAAAGCUGGAGGUCUUAUUUUGUGUUCACACCACUGUAUGUAUUUUGUGAUAACCAUAAUUAUUAUUACUUUAAUGAAGAAAAUCGAAGUAAUGAUGCCAUGCCAUCCUAAUAAAUGCUGUUUUAGUACAAACCUGAAUUUUAACCAAGAGGUUUACUUGUAAACGGAUAUUUUAAUUCCAAAUGAUCCAGCUAGUCAAAGUUUCAUUUUUGACAAGCUGUCACUGUAUGAUUAUACAUGUACACAUUUUCUAUUAAAACUCCCUGACUUGGA